AUGCUUCCAUCCGACCUAACACCCGACUCGAAAAGUCGAAUCGCCCUGCGUGGUGUGGGUGGCACGGAUGUACUCGUUCCCUACCUAAGUAUCGGCGCAUGGUCAUGGGGCGACAAAGCAACCUUUAACUACAACCCAACACGAGACCUACCGCACAUCCACGCAGCAUGGGCGAAGCUCAAGUCUGUUGGGUUGACUUUCAUGGACACAGCGCAGUCCUACGGCGACGGCGAGAGCGAGCGGAUCUGCGGAACCCUGUUUCGGGACAUGCCUCGCGACUCUUUCGUGGUACAGACCAAGUGGCUACCAACCCCUGAUUCACUCCUCCCUCUUAACCUGGAAUAUGUCGACAUCUAUCUAGUCCAUGGGCCUAUCCAUCCUAGCACGAUAUCCACUGUCGCGAAGGGCAUGGCUGACUGUGUUGAAUCUGGUAUGGCACGCGCAGUUGGAGUGGCUAAUUUUGAUACAAAGGAGAUGAUCAAGAUGGCCGAUGAGCUGGCCAAGCAUGACGUUCCGCUCUCUGUCUGCCAAUGCGAGUACUCCAUCGUCCGCCGCUUGUCUGAAGUCAGCGGCAUGAUUCGAGAAUGCAAGAAGCGCAGUAUCUGCUUCCAGGGGUUUACCUCGCUGGCUGAGGGCCGUUUUUCUAAUAAAUAUUCGCGCUUCAAUGAGCCCCAGCGCAAGCGGCGCUUCAGCAGUUAUCCCAUGAAUAUGCUGGAACCUACUAUCAAUAUCUUGAAGCGUAUUGCCGAAGAGCGGCGUGUGUCUGUUCCUGCUGUCGCGCUAAAUUACUCUAUCAAUAAGAGCGUUCUACCACUAGUUAGCGUGCGCGAUACUAGUCAAGCGGAGCAGGAUAUGCAAGCGCUUGGAUGGCGGCUGACAAAAAAUGAGAUGAAACGGAUUGAAGGAGUCAGUCUACAGGGUAGCAGAUCCUCAUUUAUGCAGCAUGGUACAUGUCGCAAUCAGCGCCAUGCAAUUGCGCAACUCCCCGCCAAGGACCGCGCCCUUGGCAUCUGA
Messenger RNA from Penicillium expansum, 1014 nucleotides. RefSeq names its product Aldo/keto reductase. The transcript has 3 exons. The record is from RefSeq and is a predicted model, not a curated record. Gene Ontology annotation, molecular function: oxidoreductase activity. Lineage: Eukaryota; Fungi; Ascomycota; Eurotiomycetes; Eurotiales; Aspergillaceae. Bases 1 to 1014 code for a protein of 337 amino acids.